GCUAAUUUAUUUAGUUUUAUAUGAGGGUUUUUGUCGUAUUACCGUGAUGCACCCCACGGCCAGCCAGAAGGUGAUGAGACGAGCCGCUUCUCUCGGCACCGCCGGGGACUGUGGACCGCUCUCCGGUCGGCCCUGUCCGGGGUUACAGAUACCGGGAGGAAGGCUGGCCGGAGUCAAGCCGGUUUUUCAAGUUCAUACAUUAAGGAGAAGAUGCCCUCUGAGCGACUCCAGGGACCGAAAGGAUUCCACCUGGAAUGUGGAGGGGGCUGCUUCCUCCUUCCUGGGCAGAGAGGCGUCUCCGUUGUCCCGGCUGGGCGGCUCCGAUAAUAACUACCCAGAGAAAGACAUCUCUGAGAGACGCUUUCGGUUGGAUAAGACAUGGAAGAAUGACAGCAGGAUGUAUCCCAAGUGUGAUUUCCGAGAUGAGCGUCCCAUGAAGCCUAACGGCUCCAUCCCUCCCCUGCCCAGAGACUACCAGAUCCACCGGUCGGGCCACCUCCACCACUAUACCCUCCACAAGGAGCUUUCCCAUGCCCCUGCUCGCCCCUGCGCCUUUGGCUCUUAUGACCUGCGGUCAGUUCCUGCCAUCCUGCUGCCAGCUGCAGCCUCGCUCAAUGGAAGAAACCCCUUCUCUACAGAAGUCUACAAGAACAGAACAAGAGUAAAUAACAGAACCUGCAGUCUUUUCACAAUAGGAGCUAAUCAGAAAUCCCAGUCAUACCCAGACCCGGUAAGCGGAGCCCCGUCAGCCUCAAUCAUCCAGAGACUGUCUGAGAUCGCUUCUCUGGAGGGAGAGACGGUCAGGCAGGAGAAGAUCAAGAAGAUUAAGAAGAACAGGAGACAGGACUCCUGACACAACCUGUCUAUCAGCCAAUCAGAGAGCAGAGGUCACAGUUCAAGGCUGUGACCCCAUACGCAGUGCCAAUGCCGCCUGAACAAAGAAAACACUUAGGGAAAUAUAAACCUUUUUCUUGUUUAAAUAUAAUCUAACUUUGUAAAAGCUUGUUGGUGCUAUGUAAUAGCAAAGUGUAAUUCAAUAUUUUGACUUAUACUACUGUUCAAAAUUUGGGGUCACUUAGACUUGUCCUUGUUUUUGAAAUUAGAAAAAAAAAAAAAUUGUCCAUUAAAAUAACAUUGUA
Oncorhynchus gorbuscha (pink salmon) is the source of this 1139-nucleotide messenger RNA. RefSeq lists its product as uncharacterized. Lineage: Eukaryota; Metazoa; Chordata; Actinopteri; Salmoniformes; Salmonidae. The coding region runs from base 47 to 853 and encodes 268 amino acids. The transcript has 7 exons. The record is from RefSeq and is a predicted model, not a curated record.